AUGACACCGCAACCGUGGCCGGGUAGAUACACUGGCUACUAUGCCAUAUCUAUAGACCGAUCUCCUUCCGGUAUACAUCCACUCAGCAGUAAUAUUCUGGAGUUAUUUGUGACAGAUACCAUUAUCAGUGGGCAUGUGGAGGCAGCACUAGUCCUCAAACGAAAAGCUGAAAUCCACGGAUUUGAGAAAGAACAGCUUGUUGUCAAGACCGUUCAAUACAGGCCAGAAGCAGAACAAUCGCCCAAAAUUGAGAUAUUUAGCAUACAGUCAUUCGAUUACAACUGCAACUAA
Messenger RNA from Echinostoma caproni, 291 nucleotides. NCBI's taxonomy places the organism in Eukaryota, Metazoa, Platyhelminthes, Trematoda, Plagiorchiida, Echinostomatidae. The record is from the annotation of a GenBank genome assembly.